AUGGCGGACAAAGGACUUGAGGAGGUCCCAGAAGGCCAAAUCGAGUCAAACUACGAUGAAGUCACCGACUCCUUCGAUGCGAUGAACUUGAAGCCGGAACUUCUCCGAGGUGUUUAUGCCUACGGUUUUGAACGACCAUCUGCUAUCCAGCAGCGCGCUAUCAUGCCCGUCAUUAAAGGAUCUGAUGUGAUCGCGCAGGCACAGUCUGGUACCGGGAAAACCGCCACAUUCUCGAUUUCUUGCCUCCAAAAGAUCGACCCGAACCUCAAGGCCUGCCAGGCUCUCAUCCUCGCGCCGACCCGGGAAUUGGCUCAGCAAAUUCAGAAAGUCGUUGUUGCCAUCGGCGACUUCAUGAAUGUCGAAUGCCAUGCCUGUAUUGGUGGUACCAAUGUCCGUGAAGAUAUGAAGGCUCUCCAAGACGGCCCCCAAGUCGUCGUUGGAACGCCGGGACGAGUCCAAGAUAUGAUCCAGCGCCGAGUCCUCAAGACCGACAACAUGAAGAUGUUCAUCUUGGACGAGGCUGAUGAGAUGCUUUCUCGCGGUUUCACCGAGCAAAUCUACGACAUCUUCCAGCUCCUCCCACAAUCAACCCAAGUUGUCCUCCUUUCCGCCACCAUGCCACAAGAUGUCCUCGAGGUCACUACCAAGUUCAUGCGUGACCCCGUCCGCAUCCUCGUCAAGAAGGCCGAAUUGACUCUUGAAGGUAUCAAGCAAUUCUACAUUGCUGUGGAGAAGGAGGAAUGGAAACUCGACACCCUUUCUGAUCUCUAUGAGACCGUCACCAUCACCCAAGCUGUCAUCUUCUGCAAUACCCGAAGAAAGGUCGACUGGCUCACCGACAAGCUUACGGCUCGUGAUUUCACGGUCUCGGCCAUGCACGGCGAUAUGGAGCAGGCCCAGCGAGAUGUCAUCAUGAAGGAAUUCCGAUCCGGAUCUUCUCGUGUGCUCAUUGCCACCGAUCUCUUGGCUCGUGGUAUCGAUGUUCAGCAAGUCUCACUAGUCAUCAAUUACGAUCUCCCGGCAAACCGUGAGAACUACAUUCACCGUAUUGGUCGUGGCGGUCGUUUCGGUCGAAAGGGGGUUGCCAUUAACUUCGUCACUGCCGAUGACGUCCGCAUGAUGAGAGAGAUCGAACAGUUCUACAGCACCCAAAUCGAGGAGAUGCCAAUGAACGUUGCUGGUAAGCCUCAUCUUCUAUUCCCUUUAAACCCCCAUGCUAACCAAAUUCCAGACCUCAUCUAA
Rhinocladiella mackenziei CBS 650.93 is the source of this 1242-nucleotide messenger RNA. RefSeq names its product ATP-dependent RNA helicase eIF4A. The transcript has 5 exons. Bases 1 to 1242 code for a protein of 413 amino acids. NCBI's taxonomy places the organism in Eukaryota, Fungi, Ascomycota, Eurotiomycetes, Chaetothyriales, Herpotrichiellaceae. The record is from RefSeq and is a predicted model, not a curated record. Gene Ontology annotation, molecular function: RNA helicase activity; ATP binding; RNA binding.